Messenger RNA from Tigriopus californicus, 3552 nucleotides. RefSeq names its product alpha-(1,3)-fucosyltransferase C-like. Gene Ontology annotation, cellular component: membrane. The record is from RefSeq and is a predicted model, not a curated record. The transcript has 4 exons. Lineage: Eukaryota; Metazoa; Arthropoda; Copepoda; Harpacticoida; Harpacticidae. The coding region runs from base 368 to 1690 and encodes 440 amino acids. Gene Ontology annotation, molecular function: alpha-(1->3)-fucosyltransferase activity.
AUUGGUGAUUUUGCUUCAGUCAAUCGGAUAAUCAAUGGCUAAAAAGCGAGCCCAAAACGCGAGCUCUUAGUAGUUUCAAAGCGAACUUGCUCGGCUCUAUGCCCAUUGGCUUCGUCCACUAAAUCCAUACGUGUUUGUUCAGAAAGCACGGCUCUCGGCAUUGAUUAUUUUCUUCGCUCAGCCGAAUAAUACGAAAUUACGCGUACUUACAGUAGUGACGAACGAACUCUUGCCUUUCCCUUCCCAUACUUGUUUUUACUCACUUGCUCUUCACCUAAAAUGAAAACGAGUGCAAUCUUAUUCGAAUUGGAGUUGAUUCGGCUUCGUUGAUCCAAGAAGCCAGUGCUUAAAUCAAGCACUAAAAACGAUGAAUACUCGCAUCAAUUUGCUCAUCACAGGGGUGGCACACAAAAAGCGCUUAUUCUUGAUCAUCUUGACUUUAGUGCUCUUCAGUUGGACCUAUUUUUCGGUAAUAAAGAAAAGGAACUUUCCCACUUUGAGCAACUCUCAAUUGUUGGAUAUCAAAUCCAUGAUCCAAGAUAUGUGUCAAGACGUGGUGUCGAGAAAUCCGAAGCAGCUGGCCAAUUCCAACACUUCUCAACCCUCAGUGUCCAUCAAUGUUAUGACUGGAAAUGAAGUGCCAUUCGAUCAAUUAAAAAAGAUCCUCUUCUACACGGAUUGCUAUGGUGGUUGGGAUUACUUCAUUGGUGCUACUGGACGAGAAGCUUUCAGAGUGUUGGGAUGUCCAGAUGCUCCAUGUUACGUGACCAGCAAUCGCUCUUUGAUGCCUUUGGACCAAUUUGAUGCCCUUGUCUUUCAUCCACGGGCGAAUUCGUUUGCUAUGGCCAACAUGCCCAAGAUUCGAUCACCUCAUCAGCGAUACAUCAUGUGGAUCAUUGAGUCGGGCUGUUAUCCAAGUCAUGCUCUUCCUAAAUUCGACAACUUUUUCAAUUGGACCAUGUCCUAUCGAUUGGACUCGGACAUUCUUCAACCGUAUGGAACAUUCAAGGAAAUCCGCCCUCUCCCUCAAAAAGCUGCUCUCGAUUCUUAUAUUGCCCAAUUUGGACGUGAUCACACAUUUUUUGCGAAAAACAAGACAAAACUGGCGGCUUGGUUUGUCUCCAAUUGUAACACAGCUGUCAACCGUGAAGGAUACGUGGAAGAGCUGAAAAAGUACAUAUCUGUGGACAUUUAUGGUCGAUGUGGACAUCUUAAAUGCCAACAAAAGCAGCCUGACAAUUGCCUCAAUAUCGUUGACAACGAUUACAAGUUCUAUCUAGCUUUCGAGAACUCGCUAAGUUUGGAUUAUGUCACCGAAAAGAUGUUCAAAGUGAUGGAUAAGAACGUCAUUCCCGUGACUCUGGCUAGUAACCAACGUUUGCCUUUGCCCAAGCAUUCAAUUAUUGAUGCCACCAAAUUCAGCCCCCAAGAUUUGGCGUCCUAUCUGAAGGAGAUUGAUGCCAACGAUGCGCUUUACGCAGAAUAUCAUUGGUGGAAGAGCUUCUAUCGAAUCGAAAAGGGCAAUAAAGUGAACAACUUUUGCCAACUCUGCCAGAAACUCAAUGAUCCCAGGGAUCCACCCAAAACAUAUCAAAGUAUGCAAAAGUGGUGGGUGAAUGACGCCAAUUGUUCCAAAUGGUCUCAGAAUCGAAUCAUCAAGGCAUCGCCGUGGCCCAUGAGUAACGGUUGACAGACGAGGAGGCCAUGGGCUAAAGAUUCUUCAACAGAUCCUUUGGUUGCCAAACACAAUUACCUAAUUAUUGAAUGCAUUGUUAGUUAUUUGCGCCGUUUGUAUGAACACAUCUGGAAAAUAGACGUCCAAGCAAUUGUUGACAGACACUCAGGAGGAGACUGAAUAUGACGGAUUUCAAAGAGGCCCAUGGUUAAUUUGGGAUCCUAUGACAUUUGAAAUCAAUUUUGAUGAUAAAGUUAAGGUCAUCUGAUGAUCGUGCUCUUGCACUAGUGAACUCAAAAAGAAACUAGAAAUCAAGAUGGCGGCAACAUUCGAGGAAAAGGUCAUCGUUAGGUUUUUUCAAAAUGCAAAUGAUCCAGAUACAUUCUGACUGGGCAGAAAAACCGAUCACUGUUGUGGCCCUUUGUGGCUGUUUUCGACGGUUUUCCGAUGGAAGCGCUGAGAAAUUUGGACAUGAACCAGGUGAAAACUUAUCAUGAGUAGUGAUGGUUUUCGAACCGGAAAAUAAUUAUGGUUCUACAUGAAGCAAAAAUACGGAACUGGAAAGAAAAAAUGUAGCAUCUGGUGGAUAAGAAUUAACAAGCUAUUUUCAUUCAUUUAAUGCGGCAAACUACCCAAUGUGAUUUGGAAUUUCCAGAUUUUUCAUCACCUUUCGUUCUGAUGGAGGAAAGCCAUGUUUUGGGGGCAUAGUAAAAGAUAUCGAAUGAAUACUUACUGCUCAUUUCUAGUCAUCCAUCAUCAUUUACAUUCACUGGUUACUUGUGCUCCCACCAUUUCACUCGCCAUAGUUCAGAUCUCCCUGCAUACAUAUACCUCCACAAACAAGCAAUAAACAUCUAAUCAACAGCAACUAUGCGGUAAUUGUACGCUUACCAAUGAGAAUAAUUAAAGCCGUUUUCUUAAUGGACUUUAAGAUUUCAAUAAUUUUAUUUGAAUACCAAUUGGCAAGAACACAUUGGCAGAUUUUGGCAAGGUCGUAAGUAGAUGGUUUUAGCCCAAAUCUCCAGAAACUUAUGCCGGACAUGUUUUAGAUGUCAGUGGAUGUCAGAUGUCUUGCCAUUUUGGAUGGCGCAAUCCAAAGAUGGCGCAAAAGUACUUGGACGAUUCCAAGCCCUCAAGGAAGAGGGUAGCUCAUUUCAUAAUUGUGGAGAUUUCAGGUCAUAAAGCAAUUGUACCUAGAAUUGGGAUGAACCAGAAGUCCUCAGAGACCUUGCUUUCAAUAUCAAAUGAAUGUCAGUGUCCACCUAAACUCUCUCGUCCUAUGCAAGAUGAAAUGUGUGCUUCACUACCAACUGUUCUAUCGUCAAAUACUCUACCACCAAAUGCUCUACCGCCAAUUGCUUCCCAACCAACUGCUCCACAACCAAAUGCUCCACCACCAAAUGUUCAGUUUGGGUCUCAGUUGCGGUCUCACAUUGGGUUAUCCUUUAUUCCUGGUCAAAUUUCUGGGGCAAAGGUCAAUGUUCAAAUGUACGUUGAUUGUCAAACCUAGACUCUAGUCAAACCCAUCUGUUGCAUCUUCACGACGUCAUUCCACUACAUAAAGCUGGGGAUUGCCAAGACAUGUCAAACUACAGACCGAUUUGUAUUCUUUCAACGAUCUCUAAAAUUCUGGAGAAAGUGGUGUACCAGCAGAUUUUCACGCCUUUUAACAAAGUUCACAUGACCACAAACCAAUUUGGCUUCCGACCCAAUCACUCAACCUUGCUUGCCUUACACCAUUUUUUGAGACUAAUCUUUGAAAACAGCAAUAGCUUUAAGUUUUCUUUGGCGAUUUUCAUUGAUCUGAAGAAAGCGUUUGACACUGUAGACCACGAAAUUUUACUUGCAAAAAUAGAGCACUAUGGGUUCAGCCACGA